GAGGGGCUGUCGCCUGGGUCUCUGCAACAAAAGAGGGUGAAGAUAGUUUUAAGAUCCCCCACCAACGCAUCUCCGCCAACGUUCACCCCUUUGGCUCUGAUCAAGAAGACCCGAAACCAGAGGCUUCGCCGCGCAGCACAGCACAUGCAACAAGGAUCGUGGCAGCAAGGUUCCCGUCCCCAGCGUGUGGAUCUCACGGCGCAGCCCACAGAACAGACCAUGGAGUUCCAGGCACCGGAACCUGGCUGUCAGCUGCCUUGGCAGCCUGCGGCAACCUGCCAGCCCGUGCUUAACGGAGAGGUGAAGAUGCCGACCACCUCGGCGGCGCCUGCGUGGGCUAGAGUUGGAGCCCUGUCGGAUUCUCCCAGUGCCCGAUUGCUGCGCCUGGAGCGGCGGAUGGCAGCCGCUGAGCAGAAGUGGGUGGGCUGUGAGCAACGAGUGGUGGAGAUGGGUAGCCAGCUGGAGAGCAAGCUGUCCGCGCUCGGAACCCUGUUUGAGGAGAACAGUCUACUCCAGCAGAGGCUGGAAAACUUGGAGAACCUGCUGAAGAACCGCAACUUCUGGAUCUUGAGAUUUCCCCCGGGCGUUAAAGGAGAGAUCCCGAAGGUUCCGGUGACCUUCAACGACAUCUCGGUCUAUUUCAGCGAGCAGGAGUGGCGGAACCUGGACGAGGGGCAGAAGGCGCUCUACGAGGCCGUCCUGAGAAGCAACUACGAGAUGCUGGUCUCACUGGACUAUGCCGUUUCCAAGCCCAGGAUCCUGUCCCAGAUGGAACGAGGAGAGGAGCUGUGCACGAAGGACCCAGAAGCCUUGGAGGGGAGGGAAACGUCUCCGGAUCCCAGCUGCAGAGGAUCCCCCGUGGCUGUCGUGGCUGCUUCUUCCUGGGGUAGAGAAGAGGUCAGGGAAGAGGCGGAGCGGCUUGCCCAUCGAGAGGCUUGCUGUGAAACGAACCGCGUCGACGGCCCCAGCCUGGGACUUCAGGUGGUCCAGCAUGAUGUGGGGCUCCAGGUGAAGCAAGAAGUGGAGGAGACACAGAUCAAGGCCGAGCCGUUGUCCCCCAGGAGCCCCGGCAGCGAGUCCUUCAUCCAGGUCUACAUUAAGGAAGAGGAAGAGCAGAGCAUCGAGGCUCAGCAGGAUCUAGUGUCACUUGCUGCACAUCAAAGGCUGCAGGAGGAAGAGGAGGAGGAGGAGGAGCAGAAGCCUCGGCCUCCCCCGGGCUACUACGAGGGGCCCCUUCCGCAGAACGCCCUGGAGGACGCUGAGCAGAAAGAGGCUUUCGCGAGAGGCUGCCUGGUCCAGUGCGGCAUGUGCAGCUUCAUCCACCAGGAGACCUUGGCCGACCACCAGUACAGCCGCAAGCGGAAAUUCCAGUGCACCGAAUGCAACCGCAGUUUCGCCUUCCAGGGACAACUCUCCCAGCACUUGCUCAUCCACACGCCCGGGACGCAGUUCCACUGUGCCGAGUGUAACUUGUGCUUCUCCAGCCAGAAGGCGCUCAGCGUGCACGAGCGCAUCCACGCGGUGGACUGGCCGCUGCACUGCUCCGCCUGCAACCGGAGCUUCACGGACACGGCGGCCUUCGAGCGGCACCAGCAGUCGCACGCCCCGGGCCAGGUCCGCCGCUGCCUGGAGUGCAACGUUUACUUCACCGACCCGGCGGCUCUCGCGGAGCACAAGCGGAUGCACUCCCAGGACUGGCCCUUCCGGUGCGCCCAGUGCGACCGCACCUUCGUGCACCAGGGGCUGCUGAUGGAGCACCUGCAGAACCACAGCCGGACCCGGAGCCGCCGGUGCCAUAUCUGCGGCUCGUGGCUUUCCUACAAGGGGGUUCUGAAGCACAACGGGGCCCAGCUGUACCACUGCAAGAAGUGUAACACGGCUUGCCAAAUUCAGGGGGCGCAUGGGACCCAGAGGGUGAACUCCGAGGAUGCAAGCAAGCUAGGUGAGAGCAGUUCGUAGACCUCCUUGGCUCCUGAAAAUGCACCCCUCCCCAAGUGGCAAGAUCAGAUGGGGACGCCGUGACCCUUGCAGGAGCCUCUCCUUUGGCUUAGUGUGCAAUGCAGCAGUAGAGAAAGCUCUCGUGGGAUAGGAUAGGGGUUCCCUCUCUUCUAGGGGUUAAAGACUCUCUCUGGACUCUCACAGACUGGCACAUACUUCAUUGUGUCAAGAUGUGAAAAAAUGCACCCGGGCAGGGUGAGAAUCGGGUUGGGGUGUGCCUGUAGCAGAGAAAGGGGGGGGGGGGGUCUCUCCCGGCUCAGACAAAUCUCGAUGGCUUCAGCUAGGAAUUUGUGGGAUAACGCUGUGGGGCUCUCCCCUGUGCCCACAUUAGCAGUGGGGAGGUAGAAGAGGCCUCAUUCUGAUCUGCCAUGCCUUCCUCUCACUGGCCUAUUUCACCCAAAAGCCUAACUCUCAUGGUAUGGGUUGUUGAGUUGUGAUGGGUGAACACAGCCGCACGAACAAACCAGUUUGUUAACCACCAUCAAGUCAGAAAGAAAACCCUCUGUUUGUUGUUGGGUGGUGAACUCUGGGUUGUUUAAACCAUGGAUUGUCAUUACAUGUGAACCCCAAAUCAUUGGUUGUUUCACCAGGCUACGAAGGUGGUGGCCAAGAAUGGUCAAAAAAGCCAACCACCCUACUUGCCAGUACUACAGCGCCGGAAAUACAUUUGGGAUACAGGGAGGGGGUGGUCAAAGAAGGAGGAAAAUGAACACGGAUCAGGAAAAGAAAAUACAUUUCAUUUGAUUAGUCUGCCAGAAAAGCCCUGGGUAGGGCAACAAAUCAUGGGUGAAAUAAACCACGGGCUAGCGUUAUGCGUGAACCAGGCUUCUAUCUAUAACCCCAGCCUCCUUAUCCAUGUGGACCCAAUUUGAUUUUCUUUGCGAUGGGCCGGGUGAUUUUUCUUCUUUUCACCAUUGUCUUGACCAGGCUGUCAGUAUAGCUACUGCCUGAAUCAGGCUUGAGCAAGGCUCCCUUUUGGGGUCACCCGGAGAAAUAGCCACAGCUUGGGUU
Messenger RNA from Elgaria multicarinata webbii, 3009 nucleotides. RefSeq names its product zinc finger protein 398-like. Gene Ontology annotation, biological process: regulation of DNA-templated transcription. NCBI's taxonomy places the organism in Eukaryota, Metazoa, Chordata, Lepidosauria, Squamata, Anguidae. The record is from RefSeq and is a predicted model, not a curated record. Bases 145 to 1959 code for a protein of 604 amino acids. The transcript has 9 exons.